Heterostelium album PN500 is the source of this 597-nucleotide messenger RNA. RefSeq names its product ankyrin repeat domain-containing protein. NCBI's taxonomy places the organism in Eukaryota, Evosea, Eumycetozoa, Acytosteliales, Acytosteliaceae. Gene Ontology annotation, molecular function: protein binding. The transcript has a single exon. The record is from RefSeq and is a predicted model, not a curated record. The coding region runs from base 1 to 597 and encodes 198 amino acids.
AUGACAUAUCACGCAGCAGUAAGUUCAUCUAAUUUGGAGGAACUAAGAAGAUUGUUGGUUGAACAACCACAGAAUAUCGAUGAAUUGAAUGAGAAAAAAGAGACUCCACUGUUGGUAGCGGUUCACAACAACAAUGUGCCGGUAGCACAGAUCCUUAUUGAAGCCGGUGCCAAUCUGAAUAUUCAAGAUCAAAUUCAAGAUAGUCCCUAUCUGUACGCAGGUGCUCACGGUCGUUCCGACAUCCUCAGACUGAUGUUGAAGCGUAGUGAUAUCGACUUUACCGUUUACAAUAGAUACGGUGGUAACUGUAUCAUUCCAGCCAGUGAGAAGGGUCACCUGGAGAACGUUCGUAUCCUGCUGGCCGACGGUCGUGAGAACAUCAACCAUAUCAACCGAUUGAAUUGGACUGCCCUGCUGGAGAUCGUCUACUACGACAACGACGAUCAACUCUAUCAAGACAUUGCACGUGCCCUCCUCGAAGGCGGUGCCGAUCCAAACAUCCGCUGUGGACACGGUAAAACAGCGUUACAAUAUGCCAAGGAAAAAGGUUUCAAAAAUUUAGAACAACUCAUUAUUGAUUUUGGAGGAAAAGAAUAA